Eremomyces bilateralis CBS 781.70 is the source of this 1769-nucleotide messenger RNA. Its product is annotated as decarboxylating 6-phosphogluconate dehydrogenase. Bases 194 to 1627 code for a protein of 477 amino acids. Gene Ontology annotation, biological process: pentose-phosphate shunt, oxidative branch; pentose-phosphate shunt. Gene Ontology annotation, cellular component: cytosol. The transcript is spliced from 3 exons. Gene Ontology annotation, molecular function: phosphogluconate dehydrogenase (decarboxylating) activity; NADP binding. Lineage: Eukaryota; Fungi; Ascomycota; Dothideomycetes; Eremomycetales; Eremomycetaceae. The record is from RefSeq and is a predicted model, not a curated record.
UGAUCACUGCCCCUCAAUUCUCCAAUACCCCGCCGAGCAUAUUGACAUCCAACGUCAUGACUGAAGCCGUAGGAGAUUUCGGCCUCAUUGGCCUCGCGGUAUGCCUUCAAUUCUCUUGUCACGCUCCCCAUUCCGUCCUAUCAUGUCCGCGAUGAUCCAAUUUUGCUGACCACAUACCACGCUCCACUAGGUCAUGGGCCAGAACCUGAUCCUCAAUGCUGCGGAUCAUGGAUUCACCGUUGUGGCUUUCAAUCGUACCGUCGCCAAGGUCGACCGCUUCUUGGAGAACGAGGCCAAAGGCAAGAGCAUCGUUGGUGCUCACUCCAUCAAGGAGUUUGUCCAGAAACUCAAGACACCCCGGCGCAUGAUGUUGUUGGUCAUGGCCGGCAAGCCCGUCGACGACUUCAUCGAGUUGCUCCUGAACGAAGGAGGAGCGGAGCCUGGUGAUAUUAUUAUCGAUGGCGGCAACUCCCACUACCCUGAUACCACCCGCCGAACGCAAUACCUCAAUAGCAAGGGCAUCCGAUUCGUCGGAACCGGUGUCUCGGGUGGCGAAGAGGGUGCGCGAUAUGGGCCCAGUAUCAUGCCUGGCGGUAACGAGGAGGCAUGGCCGUACAUCAAGGAUGUCCUGCAGAACAUUUCAGCGAAAGCCGAUGGUGAGCCGUGCUGCCAAUGGGUUGGCGACGAAGGAGCUGGUCACUAUGUCAAGAUGGUCCACAACGGCAUCGAGUACGGCGACAUGCAACUGAUCACCGAGGCUUACGAUAUCAUGAAGCGCGGCUUGGGCAUGUCAAGCAAGGAAAUUGGCGAUGUCUUCGCAAAGUGGAACAAGGGCGUCCUGGACUCUUUCCUCAUUGAGAUCACUCGAGAUAUCAUGUACUUCAACGACGACGAUGGCAGCUCCUUGGUCGAAAAGAUCCUCGACUCCGCCGGACAGAAGGGUACCGGGAAAUGGACCGCCAUCAACGCCUUGGACCUGGGCAUGCCUGUCACCCUCAUUGGCGAGGCCGUGUUUGCUCGUUGCUUGAGUUCUCUCAAGUCUGAGCGUGGUCGUGCCGCAAAGGUCCUGGGCGGCCCUACGCCUGAGUUCUCCGGGGACCGGGAACAGUUCAUCGAUGAUCUGGAACAAGCCCUCUAUGCGUCGAAGAUCAUUUCAUAUGCCCAGGGCUUCAUGCUCAUCCAGAAUGCUGCCAAAGAAUACAAGUGGAAGCUCAACAAGCCCGAGAUCGCCCUCAUGUGGCGUGGUGGCUGCAUUAUCCGCUCCGUCUUCCUCAAGGACAUCACCGCCGCCUACCGUGCCGAGCCUGACCUUGAGAACCUGCUCUUCAACGACUUCUUCAACAAGGCCAUCCACACGGCACAGCCCGGCUGGCGCAACGUGGUCGCCAAGGCCGUCCUCUGGGGCAUUCCCACUCCCGCAUUCUCCACGGCGCUUUCCUUCUACGACGGUUACCGCACGAAGGAUCUGCCCGCCAACUUGCUCCAGGCGCAGCGUGACUACUUCGGCGCCCAUACCUUCCGAAUCAAGCCCGAAUCCGCCAACGAAAAGUACCCGGUGGACACGGAUAUCCACGUGAACUGGACCGGACGUGGUGGAAACGUGUCGGCUUCGACGUAUACCGCAUGACUGAACGGAACGACGAGAAGCGUCCUGUAAGGAACCAUGAAAUAUCAGGAUCUAAAAUUGCAAAGGAGUCGGGAGACCGGUAUGGACAGACAUGCAUGGGCUGGAAUUGGAUUGUAUGCUCCAACCACAUAAUCAGAAAUUA